CAGUCUGAUUCGCGCCCUCGUCGCUGUCAUCGCUGUCGCGUCUGUCUCCUAAAAUUCUAACUCUAUUUGCUAUUUUAAAAACCUAGGAAGAAAAAAUUCAAACCACGUCCAUUCAAUUUAUUUCAAAUCUUACCACUUCCCGUACAACGUAAAAGAAUCACUUUAAAAUGAUCGCUUUUGAUGAAUUGAGUCCUGGAAGUUAAAGCAGCGUGAGCUCUCCUGAAACAAGAUUCGUAAAUUUAGAAGUAAAACUAAAAAAUAAAGUUAUUUAAAUAUUGUUUAUAUUUAUAUCGAGGAAUAAGCAACUCACUUAUCCUGUUCCUUGCAUUUCAGAAUGUGCUUCGAAAAUUUGUGAAAGUUUGUGAAUUUCCCCUCCGUACGCUUCCUCCAGGGAUAAGUGAUUGAAUCUCAAGGUGGCCAAGAAAUUAAGAAUGAUUAAUGGUCCAAUGCAUUACUGUAUGCAUUUAUUUAUUCGUAACGUGUGCAUGUUCAGCUUACAGGGACUUUUAAACAUUUUUUUUCCAAAAUAAAAUUGUUCUCACUUUGUGUCUCCUCUUCAGGUUUUCAGAUUAUAUAUACUGUGAGCAGAUCAUAGAACAAUCGCCUGAAUAAUUCAGUUAGGUAUUUACAGAAUAAACUGAAUAUAUAAAUAGGUAUAAAAUUCCUAGAGUUUUCCAAUCGGUGAUGAAUUGCAUUGAAUGUGACUAGAACGAAAUUUGUUUGAAUACUGAUCCGUGACGACAUGUGACCACGUUUAAUAUUAUGAGCGGUAAAAAGUGAACGCACGAGUAUGUUGUGAACGAUAACUUAAAAGCUCUAAACGUAAAGUUUACGUUCUCUUCCGUGAGACAGCUUCUCUGUGAAACAAUUUAAAUUUUGGAUAUAUCUCGCAGCUCUGCAAAAAUGAGGAAGGAAGCGUGCUAUGACGGAUAGCUCAGUUUGUGGAUUCAUCGAUGCCAAAGUCCCAACAAAAGGCAAACGUUUUGGACCAUGGAAGUCCUGGAGAAGACAGUGGUGUAUGGUGAAAAGAAUCGGCAAUCGACUCGAAGUACAGUUAAGUACCCACAAAGGACACGUCACAAACAAAAUAAAUGUGCCGCAUGACGCUAUCAUAUGUCGCUCCGAGUCAAGGUCCCGUCCGUUUGCCUUUGGCAUAUUCUAUCAGGGAAGUGUUUCAUGUGGUGCCUGUGUUUUCUUAGCCGGGGAGUCGGAAACCGAAACACAAAAAUGGAUGGCAAACAUUCGAGAUCUUCUUCGCCCCUCUAUGAGAAUGCCCGGUGACGGAGAAUUUUCAGUUUCUGUGAUUGACAACGACCAUUCUCGAGCCGCAGGACUCAUAGGUCUGUACGGGAUCUUAAGUAUUGAAGCCACCGAAAUUACGAUCAGAGAUCCUUAUACAGAUACCGUGAAAGUACGAUGGCCGUGGAGCACCUUCUACAAUAGUUUCAUUCCUUCGCCAGUCAACUCAGAGGAUGUCAAUAGGAUAUGCGUACUCCAAACCGGAAGCUCCUUUAACUCGGGAAUAGGGAAUCUGAAGCUGUUUUGCCCGAACGCAAGCGAGCUUCACGAGAGCCUCUCCUCUUGCCAAAGGAACCGGAUCCAAAGAAGGCUCAUGCACACACCGCUGCCAGCUCCACCGUCGCCGCCACCCUCCGUCUACCACUCUCAUUCGCAUUCACACUCGCCCACGCCAUCGUUUACCUACUUCACGACCCCUCUCCCCGCCUCCCCACCCCCCGCCUCGCUGCUGGCUACCCGGAGGAUGAGCAGGAGCGAGGGAGAUCUCCAACUUUUCCUACUUCAACACACCUUGCCGCGGCAAGCCCUCCUCAGAAUAUCUCAGGACGAUCUAGCUACUAGUAAAAGUACGAACAAUCUAUUAUUUGCAAGUGUCGGGCUCUUAAUGACAACACCAGGGUCAAGCGUGCCAGGUUCUAUGACAAAUUUAGCUCAGUGCCAUGCUGUCCUACCGGUCCCUGUGCCUGCACCUCAGUUCAUCGUCCAUAACCUAGAGAACCUGUACAAAGACAAAGACUCUGAGACUCAGUCCCAAACAGAGUCAGACGAAAGAAGUCGAGGCAAUAUCUAUGAGCGACUUCCGCGCAAGGUGUCCAACAACUCGAUGACCAGCCUAACAUCAGGCAUCUACGAGGAGAUUGACGAUAAGCCAGUCCCCCCUCCACAGAUUUGCCCUCAACCCCCACCUCUGCCACCUAGGAGUCCUUUGAUCAAAAAAAGCACAGCGGUGAGGAAAAAACCCACAAAAGAAGAAGAAUCGGACUAUGUUCCAAUGUCGUUGAAAAGUCAGCCAGCUCAAGAAUAUGUAGCCAUGGUAGGAAGGAAACACAAGUCAAAACUAAUUGUAUCUGAUCCUGUUCCGAUUUAAUACUUAGAAUAUACCGCUUGCCUCAUGACACAAAACUGGAGUCACAAUGGUUUCCUCCUAUGAGAGGAAAACAACACAAAAGUAUGAGUUUGUCACUUGAAUGAUUCCUUUGUGAGAAAAUAAAUUUUCGUGUGCAACAAG
Bemisia tabaci is the source of this 2527-nucleotide messenger RNA. RefSeq lists its product as uncharacterized. The record is from RefSeq and is a predicted model, not a curated record. Lineage: Eukaryota; Metazoa; Arthropoda; Insecta; Hemiptera; Aleyrodidae.